UUACAAUCCAACGGUUCACAAAAGGCGUCCUUUAAAAUAUUAUUCUUUAUAAAUUAUAAUUGAACCAUUUUUUUGUUAGUCUUUAAAAUUGAACUUUGGCUGCACUAGUUUUGAUGGGCACCAUUCCUUUAUAACUGCGAAGCUCACAAAAUUUGUAAAUUUAAUUUGAUCGCCAAUGACUAAUCCAUCAAUUAGAAAUGCGUCUAACAAAACCCACAAGCCACCCAUUUUUUCAGUUGGUUAAAACCUUUACAUCCUUUGCAUUUGCCAUUAGAAAUGCCUCUUCCCCUCACAAAGCUAUGUCUCUUUAUUCUAAUAUGCACGAGAAGUCUGUUCCUUUUGAUAGCUUCUCUAUACUUUUCACACUAAAAUCAUGUACCAAGUUGCACAAUCUAGUAAUCAAUAAACACCUCCAUGCCCACAUUAUUAAACUUGGCUUCAGCUCUCAUGUCUACGUGGCCACUUCUCUUCUAUAUGCAUAUAUAGUUACUUCGUUUGACGAUGCCUGUAAACUGUUCGAUGAAAUGCCAGUGAGAAACACUACAACUUGGAACACAAUGAUUACUGGGUACUCAAGGUUGGGUGAUGUAAAGAAAGCGAGUUUUAUGUUCGAGGAAAUGCCAGAUAGAGAUCUUGUAUCGUGGUCUGCUGUGAUUGCAGCUCACAUAAAUAGGGGCGGUGAUGAGCAAGGUUUAUAUCUCUUUCGAGAUAUGAUGAUGAACGAAGAUGGCUUAAAACCUGAUCAAGUCACUGUAGGAUCUGUUAUUUCAGGUUGUGCCCAUAUGGGUAGUCUUGGAUCUUUGCUAGGGAAAUCAGUUCACGGCUUUAUAGCCAAGAACGCAUGGGAACUGAAUGUUGAACUGGGAACAGUUUUAGUUGACAUGUAUGCUAAGUGUGGGCUCAUGACGAGCGCAUGUCAAGUGUUUGAGUUGAUGCGCGAAAGGAAUGUCAUGUCUUGGACGGCCUUGAUCUGCGGCGCUGCACAACACGGAUACAGUAACGAGGCCUUAUCCAUGUUUGAAUUGAUGCAACAAGAAGGGGUAAAAGCGAAUGAAUUGACUUUUACUGGGAUUCUUAGUGCCUGUGUACAUGCAGGUCUAGUCGAAGAAGGCCGGAGAGUUUUCAAGAUUAUUGAAGAAUGUGGAUUGGAGCUGAGAAUUCAGCACUACGGAUGCAUGGUUGAUUUGUUUGGGAAGGCCGGGCUUGUAGAGGAAGCCUAUAAAGUCAUUAUGACAAUGAAACUGCAACCUAACGUUGUCGUUUGGUCUUCUUUCUUGUCAGCUUGUAAGGAGCAUAAAAAGUUUGAGAUGGCUGAGAGAGUGACAGAGGAGGUUUUGGGGAUUGUGAAACCGGAGAAGGAUGGUGGGGUGUACUCUCUCAUAUGUGAUUUGUAUGCUUUGGGUGGGAAAUGGGAUGAUGCAGAAAGGGUAAGAAAAUUAAUGGUUAACCUAAAUGUGAGAAAGUAUAGGGGCUCUAGUUUUGUUAGAAGUGCUAUCCCUUGAAAUUUUUCAUUCCAUUUUGCCAGUGCAUUGUGAAAUUUUUAAUAUUUUUGUCCAGCAGGAUGGACAGUUGCUUCAAAUGCUAAUAGUAACUAAUUACAUUUUUACCAUUCACGUUGCAAAGUAACCUUUUGGUUAUUGAAAGGAAAGUAUGUGUAUCUGUUGUUAA
Messenger RNA from Humulus lupulus (European hop), 1668 nucleotides. Its product is annotated as pentatricopeptide repeat-containing protein At5g66520-like. The coding region runs from base 198 to 1502 and encodes 434 amino acids. Gene Ontology annotation, molecular function: protein binding; RNA binding. The transcript has a single exon. NCBI's taxonomy places the organism in Eukaryota, Viridiplantae, Streptophyta, Magnoliopsida, Rosales, Cannabaceae. The record is from RefSeq and is a predicted model, not a curated record. Gene Ontology annotation, biological process: RNA modification.